Messenger RNA from Monomorium pharaonis (pharaoh ant), 2992 nucleotides. Its product is annotated as protein phosphatase 1H. The transcript has 6 exons. Gene Ontology annotation, molecular function: cation binding; protein serine/threonine phosphatase activity. The record is from RefSeq and is a predicted model, not a curated record. The coding region runs from base 1 to 1479 and encodes 492 amino acids. Lineage: Eukaryota; Metazoa; Arthropoda; Insecta; Hymenoptera; Formicidae. Gene Ontology annotation, biological process: protein dephosphorylation.
AUGUUGAAUCGCUUCAAAUCAGUAUUAAUGAGUGCUGUGGGCGCGAGCGAGCUCGGCCUACAGUACCAUAAUGAUUCAGACAAUGAUAUGAUGACAGAUUAUAUCAACUCCAAUUAUGUGGUGGAAGUAGAAAAUAAACCUUACAGCCGUCCAAGUUUUUUAGGUUUAACAAACGAAGAGACGCAGGUAAGUGCAGAUCACAGAGUAAGGCCUAUAAUAGUUCCAAGAGAUCUUAGCCGUUUGCCAUGGUGUGCUGGCUAUGCAGAGUGUAUAAACGCUGGGAAAAGCACAUGGAAUGAGGAUCAAGCUUCGGCAACGCGCGGAGAUUUAAAAUUGUCAGACAUUAAUGUUACACUGCCUUAUGUCAUGUUUUCAAUGUUUGAUGGACAUGCAGGGUACCAAGUGGCUCUUACAGCAAGAUUACAUCUACAUAGGAUAAUCCUAGAAAGGUUACUGGCCAUACCAGGCAAUAUGCUAUUGAACGAAGAUGAGCAUGAACUGAUAAAGGGCAGAGAUCUAGUUACAGGCGCUAUAGAAUUAGCGUACAGACAAAUGGAUCAAAUGGUGGAGAUGCAAGCUCAAAAUGGUGGUGGUGGUUGUACGGCUAUUACAAUUUUGUUUCUUAAUGGACGACUUUAUGCAGCAGGUGCUGGUGAUUCGAGAGCUGUAUUAGUUUUGGGAGAGGAACAACGGGCUCUUACUAGAGAUCAUACUCCAGAUUCGGAAUCAAAUCGCGUUAGAGCUUUAGGUUUUUUAAGAAGCAACGAGUUGCUCAAAGGUCAUUUUACUCCGUUAGAGUUUAGAAAAAGACCGUUGCAAAAGGAACUGGGAUCUUUGGUUUUGUACAGAGAACCUUUUAUGACAGGUUGGGCGUACAAAACCUUAACGCAUUCUGACCUAAAAUUACCGCUCAUUUCGGGACAUGGAAAAAGGAGCAGAGUAAUGGGAACGAUAGGCGUGACUAGAGGCUUUGGGGACCACGGUUUGAAGGCAGCAAAUACUGGUGUUAAUAUCAAACCAUUUCUAUCAUCACAACCCGAAGUACAAUCUUUAGACUUGGACAGUUGCAAUCUUACCGAACGAGAUUGUAUUAUUGUUGCCACGGACGGACUGUGGGAUGUAGUAACGGAUAAAACAGCGGCAGCGAUACUUAGAAAAACUCUUGCACCUGAUACUCCAUCAUUAGAAUACAGACUGACAAUGGGUGCUCAAGAAUUGGUGCAAGCGGCCAGAGGUCGAUUAAUCGGUAAAGUAUGGAUGGGAAAACCAGAGAAUCCUAACGAAGCAGAUGAAAAGUCCUCGCCUAUAGCAUCGGUAGACGAUAUUAGCGUAUUAGUGGUACCUUUGUACCCUUAUUUAUGUGAACAUUUACAAUGGCUAAAAACGACGCAGCAAGAACGAAAAUAUGCUGCGGAUUCCCUAGCAACAAUGUGCUUCGAUUAUCCUAUUUCUAAUAGAUCUGCCGAUAAUCCUGCAUAAUGAAUCAUUACGAUUAUCGGAUGUUAUUACUCAAUAUACAGCUAACAAAUUACAUUUAUUUGUAUUGCUACAAAGAUUCAUCAUCUAUUGUCGCAAUGAUUUUCUAGAUUUUGUCGUAGAAUAAUUAGCGAUUUAAGUGCACAGUUGCCGUAUAUAUUCUCCAUAGUUCUUUUCGCUAAAAUAUUAAAUUAUUGCGUACUGCCACAUAUGUACAUGGCGAUUGUUAAGUAUUCUAUGAGAUUUUAAGAGGUGAUUUCUUACACUAAUUUAAGACACAAAUACUUCAUACGAUCAAAAUGACUUAGUAUUAAAGAUAUCAAAGUUACAGAAAAUUUUUUUUCGAAAGUUACUCAAAAUUUUGUAUGCAACUUGGUAUAUGUUUAAAAUAACCAAAGUAGUUUUUGCAAAUUUUAAAUAAAUAAAAUUUUGUCUUCAACUUUGAUAUCUUAUAUCUUUGAAACUAAAUGGUGGCUUUGGACAUAUGAUUAUAUGAAGUUUCCAUCCUGAAUUAGCGUGAAUUAUCUCUUGAAAUCUUUUAAAGAACUUAAUGACUGCCUUAUAUACACAUAAAUAUGUUAACUACAAAAGGCUAUGUUCUUAUUUUAUUUAAGUAAACAUUCCACUGUGACAUUUUAUGUAUAACUUGAAAUAUCUAUAAUAUUCCAAAUAUUUGAUACGUGAUCGUAUAUAAAUCAUAUAGAUAUAAGCAUUAAUUUCUGGAUUGUUACUACAUACAGAGAUUUAAUACUGGUAAUAUUAACCAGUGAUUAAUUAUUUAUUUUGAGUAUUAAAAGCAUUAACAAUGUUCUUAAUAUUCAAAAUAAGUAAUUGAAAUUUCCAUAAGAGAAUAUGUAAUUACAGACUGUAUGUACACAAGGUAAUAUCAAAAAAUAUCAAUAUUUUUAUAUUGCUUUUGAGGCAAGCAUAUGUUACCAUUUACUAUUUUGAACGUAUAUAUUGUAACGUUCAAUCUUUAUAGAAAUUAUUUUUAUGUUAACUCUGUGACUACAAACGUAUGCAUGUAUGUAUGUUUAAUUAAGAUUGAGAACAUUACAUUAAAAGUGAACAAAAUCUUAAGGAUAUAAUUAAAAAUGUGUUUGCACACAUUUUUUGAUUUAUUGCCUUCUAUAUCUAUAUUUCUCUCAUUCAUUACGAACGAUGGAAAAUGUUUUGCACAUUAUGUAGUCAAAGAAAUAGCUGGUGAAAUUGUAAGUCUGAAUCAAGUAAUCAAUGGGUGCAUUUGGUAAAGCAAAUCUGAAGCGUCUGAAGGCACUGUUGACACAUUCUGUCUUUGUUAUUUAUUGGCAUUGAAUAAAGAUAGUGUGAGGUAAGAGAGCACUCCGACGUCUCAGAUUUGCUUUGCCGAACUCAGUAAAUGUAUGUGUAAAAAAUUGUACAUAAAAAGAAAAAGUAUUGCUUUCUUUUUCGUAGUAAUCAUGAUAAUAAUUAGACUUUACAACAUGAUGUAUCACAUAAUUCUAUAUUAUAUUAAUAAAUAUACAAACACAUCAUA